GACUAACUGAAAAAAAGAAACCGAAUGUUCAAACCCCAGUUAUGGAAAAUAUUAACCGGACUUAAUACGGAUAUGACCAAAUCAGACCGAGAAGUAGUAAUUCUGGUGACCAACCACCGCGUUUUUCUAAAUUGAUAGCGUGUGCCAUGUGACUGACACCAAAGAGAUCAUAUAUCUCAUCAUUCGAAGAUUUUAUUCCAUACAACCGAUUUUCUCCAUUUUCUUCAAAACGAUUCGGGUCAAGGUUAUUGACUUUCUCAUUCAGGUAUCAUCUUCUUCCUCGUCCCAUACUUUUUGAUUCACUUGCUUAUUCCUCUGCCGGUUUCGAUUAUAUUUGUUUGGAUCGGAUAAUUGUAUGGGCUUAAGCUUAUUUCGCUGUUAAAUCUGUUGAUUUGGUGUUAAGAGUGUUGUAUAACUGGAUUGGUGCUCAUACAUCUGGAGAUUUAUGUUUGAUGAUUUUUGAAGCUUGAAUCAUGGCCUCGAGAAUUGCUAAAGAUGUGACUGAAUUGAUUGGGAACACUCCAUUGGUGUAUUUGAACAAUGUUGCUGAAGGAUGUGUUGGUCGUGUUGCUGCUAAGCUUGAGAUGAUGGAACCGUGCUCUAGCGUCAAAGACAGGAUUGGUUUUAGCAUGAUUUCUGAUGCAGAAAAGAAGGGUCUUAUCAAACCAGGAGAGAGUGUGCUGAUUGAGCCAACAAGUGGAAACACUGGAGUUGGGUUAGCAUUCACGGCAGCUGCCAAAGGCUACAAGCUUAUUAUUACAAUGCCAGCUUCUAUGAGUACUGAGAGAAGAAUCAUUCUCUUAGCUUUUGGAGUUGAGUUGGUUUUAACUGACCCAGCUAAGGGCAUGAAAGGAGCUAUCGCAAAGGCGGAAGAGAUUUUGGCGAAAACACCCAAUGGUUACAUGCUUCAGCAGUUUGAGAACCCUGCCAACCCUAAGAUCCACUAUGAGACUACGGGACCUGAGAUAUGGAAAGGCACUGGUGGCAAAAUCGAUGGCUUUGUUUCUGGGAUUGGUACUGGUGGUACCAUUACAGGUGCUGGGAAGUAUCUUAAAGAACAGAACGCAAACGUCAAGCUGUAUGGAGUGGAGCCAGUUGAAAGUGCUAUUCUAUCCGGUGGGAAGCCAGGUCCUCACAAGAUUCAAGGGAUAGGAGCUGGUUUUAUACCAAGUGUAUUGAAUGUUGAUCUUAUUGACGAAGUUGUUCAGGUUUCAAGUGAUGAAUCCAUUGACAUGGCAAGGCAGCUUGCUCUUAAAGAAGGUCUUCUUGUGGGAAUAUCAUCCGGUGCAGCAGCUGCUGCAGCAAUUAAACUUGCACAGAGGCCAGAAAACGCUGGGAAGCUAUUUGUGGCGAUAUUCCCGAGUUUCGGGGAGAGGUAUCUAUCAACGGUACUUUUCGAUGCGACAAGGAAAGAAGCGGAAGCCAUGACCUUCGAGGCUUGAACAUUCUCCAUUUCUUCUUAAGAGACGCCAAAAUAAAAGAGAUGUUCAGUUUCUCCUAUAGAGACUCUUCAUCUUUAGUUACAUUGCGUCUUUGCUUCCAUCUGUAUCUUCUCUUGUGUGCCAAUAAAAGUCAAACUAGAUUUUCUCUGUUUCUUUUGUGAACCACUUGCUUGUUAAUGAAGUUUAAAUUUGCUAUGUAACUUUGUUCAUAAGUAUCAUACUGUUUCAUGAUCAAAACUAAACCAACAU
Arabidopsis thaliana (thale cress) is the source of this 1691-nucleotide messenger RNA. RefSeq names its product O-acetylserine (thiol) lyase (OAS-TL) isoform A1 (gene OASA1). The record is from RefSeq and is marked reviewed. The coding region runs from base 474 to 1442 and encodes 322 amino acids. Gene Ontology annotation, molecular function: cysteine synthase activity. The transcript is spliced from 11 exons. Gene Ontology annotation, cellular component: cytoplasm. Gene Ontology annotation, biological process: L-cysteine biosynthetic process. Lineage: Eukaryota; Viridiplantae; Streptophyta; Magnoliopsida; Brassicales; Brassicaceae.